GUCGGACCUACACGGGCCGAGUCGGCUCUGUCACCAGUUCUCGACUGGAAGUGCGGCUGAAGGAUCCAUGAUCGUCUGCGGCGGAAACGAGAUCUCGGCGCCACAUUGGCUGACGCUGGAGCAGGGGCUGGACGAGCUGACGCUGCCGGACGUGCACGGGGCUUUCGGGGUGCCCAAGUUGCGCGGCGUGCCCGCGGAGUGCAUCGUGGGAGUCGCCCCCGAGCUCCCGACCAUGAUCCAGCUGAACGGCCUGGCGCUGUCCGAGUCGGAGGGUCUGCUGUGGCGCGGCGCGGGCAAGGAGGCCUUCUUCUACGUCUUCGCGG
Messenger RNA from Prorocentrum cordatum, 323 nucleotides. NCBI's taxonomy places the organism in Eukaryota, Dinophyceae, Prorocentrales, Prorocentraceae. The record is from the annotation of a GenBank genome assembly.